UAUUCGCGGACAUACGCGACCAGUAUCAUGUCAUCCGCCGCGACGUCAACGUCGAGUGUUUCCACAGAUGGAAUCACGACAUUGGCAAUGACAACAAUUUUCACACCACCAGCCUCAUGUUCAAGCUCGUGGACCUUUGAGCCAUCAGGCGCAAACAACAUCGCAAGUGGCCUGCUACUACAAAACGCCGCCGCGAGUGACAAUGCCGAUCCGAACUGUUUCCCCUCGGGAUAUACCCAUUUCGGACGACAAAUGGCGUCUAUUGCUUUUAGUCCGGGUUAUUGUCCGGAGGGAUAUACCACAGCCAACAUGGUAAUCCACAACCCAGUGACUACAGCCCAAUGCUGUCCCUCCAAUUUCGAAUACCUGACCAUGUCUAUGGGUGAAGACUCCACAUACGCAGGAUGCACCAGCAUGUUCCCAUCGAGCAGUUCAACAAUCGUGACCGUCCGCCAAGUAUCAGACGAAAGCACCCAAGUCUCAGGCCCAAUCACAAUGUGGGCGCAGCCACUCCAAAUCCAAGUAGAAGCCACAGAUUCGAGUCUCUUCACGACGGCAACAUCAACAUCGGCAUCAGCAGCAAGUUCCAGCACAGCAACAACAUCCUCAACCUCCUCGCCAGCUUCCACAUCAGACGCCUCCUCAAGCUCAAGCUCAAGCUCCGGUCUAUCCCAAAGCGCAAGCAUCGGCAUCGGGGUCGGCGUCGGCGUAGGAGGUGCGCUCAUAAUCGCCGCUUUGGCAUUCUGGUUCUUCCGCCGUCGCAAGGCACAGAAGGAGACACCAAAGGGUAUGCAGCCGUCUUAUCAACGCUCCGCGCAUCCGGAGGCUAGUGAGCUUGGUGGAAGUUCGCAGCAGACGGCGCCUGAGAGUGUUGGCACAUUCACGCGCUCGACGAAUCCGUCAGAGUUGGCGGCUGACCAGGGGCCGAAGCCUGUGCAUGAACUUUAUGGUUGA
Molecule: messenger RNA, 954 nt
Organism: Penicillium antarcticum
Lineage: Eukaryota; Fungi; Ascomycota; Eurotiomycetes; Eurotiales; Aspergillaceae
Exons: 2
Source: RefSeq, a predicted model, not a curated record